AUGUUCGGCGUUGCAGCACUAUUUUGCCGGCUUGGUCUACGACCCCACUCAGCCUGUGCGCUGUCGACGCAGAUUGUGGCCAAUCUUAUGGGUGUACUUUAUUACGUGGCGUUUAUGAAUAACACUCAUAUCACGAGCUACCCAUCGGAGCCUGUGCUCGCGUUUGGUGCCGCACGGUUGUGGUACGAAAUAGAGGACCAGACUGGUCAGCAGAAGACGACAGCACUGGACAUCCACAAGGCGUGGGUGAACAAGUGGAAAGACCGGAAAAUGAGUUUCAUGUCGACAUACCUGAAAAACAUAGCCGCCUCGUCGUGGUGGGACUUGGAGAAGCGAGUUCUGAGUGAUCUAAAGAGACGCGAUAAGUCCGCAUGCGGCAGACAGAGUUGCAUAUUGUCCCAGCACGAGGUACUGGAGACGCUGGGGCACUCGAUGCCAUCCAAGCGAAUUAUUAGUGCAAAUAAUCGUAAGCGCUCGAUAGCAUCGAAAGAGGGUGCCAAAGCAAAGAAGCGUAAACGUUGA
Phytophthora infestans T30-4 is the source of this 522-nucleotide messenger RNA. RefSeq lists its product as uncharacterized. NCBI's taxonomy places the organism in Eukaryota, Oomycota, Peronosporomycetes, Peronosporales, Peronosporaceae. The coding region runs from base 1 to 522 and encodes 173 amino acids. The transcript is spliced from 3 exons. The record is from RefSeq and is a predicted model, not a curated record.